Molecule: messenger RNA, 902 nt
Organism: Pseudomassariella vexata
Lineage: Eukaryota; Fungi; Ascomycota; Sordariomycetes; Amphisphaeriales; Pseudomassariaceae
Exons: 1
Coding region: 251-778 (175 amino acids)
Source: RefSeq, a predicted model, not a curated record
UCAAACCAGGUUCAAAGUCGAAGACGACGCUCCCCGGCUCGUCAGUAUCAAUCGUGACCCCUUCGCAGCUUGGGCAUGUAUCCGUCUCGACCGCCUGAGGCCGGGCUACCGCUUCAUCCACCUCAUCGACCCCAAGGGCAACCCGACACGUGGUGUCAUUUUGGUCCGCAUCGAAAAGGUCCUGCGAUGAACCGGGAAUGACAUGACUGCAUGGUAACACGGCACGAGUUUCUCGGAGCAAACUUCGGGGAUGGGUUCGUGUUGGCGAGAGGCGGCCGACCGUGUUGUUUGCGCAAGGCUGCAGAUUCGUCAUUUUCAUCCACUCGGUUUUCAUAUUUUUUGGCCUUUUAUUUUCUCCAUCUGGCCCCCUCUGCGCUGCUGUCCCCAACAGAUGGGGACAAACUGCAUUUUAUUCGUCACUCGUAUAGGGGAACCCCGUAGGCUCGGAGUUUUAUUCUCAUCAGUCGGGUACAAAGACACGAAAAAGCGGGCGACGGGCAUAUCUGUGAGAAAUUGGGAAUUGUAUCAUCGCGCUGCACAACUACUCGGGGGAAGAGUACCACCACCUUCGGGACUCUCGCGUCGGAGACGCUGUCAUGACGGAAUGUAUGUCAGUCUGAUGAUGGAGCAACAGGACAGGCAUCAGAUUGAUGGGACAUCAAUCAUAUCUGUUACAGUCGUCAGUAUUUCUCUUGAUUUGGGAUACCCAGAAUUACACCACAGGCACCAACUGUACUGUGGUGUAGUCGUUGUUGACUUUGGACACCAUGGGCCAUGAUCAUCAUCUAUGUUUCAGAGUAUGUUUGUUGCAUAUACUUCGAGGAGGGCUUAGAGAAUAAUGAUUCAACUAGUAUAACACAAUGAGGAACCCUGAUUCAUCCGAUAUUCUAUUCUGGUACUUU